CCCUGUUAAACCCGGGACCUUUUGCUGCCCACGUUCUUUUUCCCGUUCCGGCAUGGCGAUCCUUUUUGCUCUGGUGGCGCGGGGAUCUGUGGUUCUGGCUGAGUUCAGCUCGACACAUACGAACGGUAGCGCGAUUGCGAGGCAAAUCCUGGAGAAGAUCACUGGUACCCAAGACAGCAACGUCUCUUACUCGCAGGAUCGCUACAUCUUCCAUGUUAAGCGAACCGAUGGCAUCACAGUCCUCUGUAUGGCUGAGGAAACCGCCGGAAGAAGAAUUCCCUUCUUAUUUCUUGAAAACAUUCAUGGAAGAUUCAUAAAGGCUUAUGGUCGUGCUUGUCAUUCAGCACUUGCUUAUGCCAUGAAUGAUGAAUUUUCAAGAGUCUUAAGUCAACAAAUGAACUAUUACUCGAGUGAUCCGAAUGCUGAUAGGAUAAACCGCAUGAGAUGUGAAAUGAGUCAGGUGAGGAAUGUCAUGCUAGAUAACAUUGACAAAGUUCUAGAAAGAGGAGAUCGAUUGGAGUUGCUGGUUGACAAAACUGCAAACAUGCAAGAAAAAACAUUUCACUUCAGAAAGCAGGCCCGACGCUUUCAGAGCACUGUGUGGUGGCGGAAUGUUAAGCUCGCGGCUUCCUUGAUUAUUCUCCUAUUGAUUAUACUCUAUGCGGUGCUUGCGUUUGUGUGCCAUGGCUUCACUCUUCCCUCUUGUAUUGGCCAUUGAGUGCAGCAUGCCUCAUUGUUUUUUUCCUUUUUUCCUUGUUUCCUUGGGGCAAUUACAUACAGACCAACCGAAACUUGCUGUUUACAAAUCAACCACCUUUUGUCAUCGAAUUUUCAAAUCCUCCCUCAAAUAUUAAAAUUCAUGGUAAAACCCCAAUCCAUGUUUUUCAUUUUUAUCAAAUUCUCAAUAUUUUGAUCGUGGCACAUAUUAAUACAUUAAUUCGGCAGUUCAAAAAAAUGACUCGGGUGGUUAAUUUGUAAAUAUCAAUAUUUCAGUGGUUUGUAUGUAAUUAUCUUCUUUUUUUUCCGUGUAUCAAAGAGGUAGAUUACAAUUUUUUUAUUAUAUUGAUGAUUCCUGUACAGAUGUCUGGUUUUCUGCAUUUAUUGUGUGCCAUUCGAUGUACUCUUGUGAUCGUGCUGAAAUAACAUUGUGAUCUUUAUGAAAUGUAUUAUAUUUUCACGUAAA
Molecule: messenger RNA, 1183 nt
Organism: Phalaenopsis equestris
Lineage: Eukaryota; Viridiplantae; Streptophyta; Magnoliopsida; Asparagales; Orchidaceae
Product: vesicle-associated membrane protein 711-like
Exons: 4
Coding region: 53-718 (221 amino acids)
Biological process (GO): vesicle-mediated transport
Cellular component (GO): membrane
Source: RefSeq, a predicted model, not a curated record